Molecule: messenger RNA, 3189 nt
Organism: Pangasianodon hypophthalmus (striped catfish)
Lineage: Eukaryota; Metazoa; Chordata; Actinopteri; Siluriformes; Pangasiidae
Gene: mb21d2
Product: Mab-21 domain containing 2
Exons: 2
Coding region: 94-1620 (508 amino acids)
Source: RefSeq, a predicted model, not a curated record
GUUGCGCAUGCGCAGUGUGCUCCGGCUCGGGCAGGGCGCGGAUCGCGCGCGGUGAAUGAAGAGGAGGCACCGGAGCGGCGGCCUGCUGUUUCUAUGGUGAAGAUGGCGGCGCCUGUGCUGAGCAGCCGGAGCGGAUCAGCGAGCAGCAGCAGCAGCCCGACCGCUGCGGCCAACAACACCAUCAACAACCGCCUCGCGUGCGCACCGGAGCUCGAUUUCAGGUCCGGAAGCAGGAUGGACGAACUGAACCGACUCAUUCAGGAAUUCAGCAAACACGAUCAGCGCGAGUACGACGACCAGCGCGCGCUGGAGAUCCACACGGCCAAGGACUUCAUCUUCUCCAUGCUCGGCAUGGUGCAGAAGCUCGACCAGAAGUUGCCGGUUGCUAAUGAGUACCUGCUUUUGUCAGGUGGAGUUCGUGAUGGCGUUGUGGACAUGGAUCUGGAUGAACUGGGAGUGUAUAACCGUGGCUCAGACUAUGACAUGGCCUUCACGUUGCUGGUCCCUGCACUGAAGCUGCAUGACCGCAACCAGCCCGUCACAUUGGACAUGCGCCACUCAGCACUGGGUCACUCCUGGCUCAGCCUGCGGUUAUUUGAUGAAGGCACCAUUACACGCUGGAGGGACUGCUGCAUGAUGGCGGACCACAUAAACGGCACCACUAACUACUUCUUCUCGCCCACCCUGGUGGCUGACUGGUUCCAGGAAGCAGUGGCGCUAGUGCUGGCCGAGGUGCAGCGCAAGCCGCAGCGGGGAAUGCCGAGGGUGGAACGGGUGGAGCGCCACAGCACGCUUCUCUCAAUGAUCCUUGGCGUGGGCAGCAGCCGUAUGCUCUAUGACAUUGUACCAGUGGUGUCAUUCAAAGGUUGGCCGGCGGUUGCUCAAAGCUGGCUGAUGGAGAACCACUUCUGGGAUGGGAAGAUCACAGAGGAGGAGGUCAUAAGUGGUUUCUACCUGCUUCCUGCUUGCUCGGUUUCUGGUCGAAGGGAAAACGAAUGGCGGCUAUCCUUCGCCCGCAGUGAGGUUCAGCUAAAGAAGUGUAUCUCACCUGGCCUCAUGCAAGCAUACCAAGCCUGUAAGGCCAUUAUUGUCAAGAUGCUUUCCCAACCUAUGGUUGUUGGCCCCUACCACUUGCGCAGCAUAAUGCUAUGGGCCUGUGACCGCCUGCCAGCAAAUUACUUGUCACAAGAAGACUUUGCUGCCCACUUUUUGCUGGGUCUCAUCGAUGACCUUCAGCACUGCCUUGUCAACAAGAGCUGCCCCAAUUAUUUCAUCCCACAGUGCAACAUGUUGGAGCACCUGUGCGACGAGACAGCAAUGUUUCACGCCCGCAAGCUUGCACUCGUGCGCUCUGACCCGGCUGAACACCUUCGUGCUACCAUCGAGCAAGCUAAGAGUGCCAACCGCUUGACACAAGAAAUGCAGAGGCGUGGAAGUUCUUCUGGCCUGCCUUCACCGCAAAAUGAUGCUUCCUCUACUGAUCAUCAACAGCCUGAUGACCGGCUAGCCAAAAAACUCCAGCAGCUGGUCACAGAGAACCCAGGCAAGUCCAUCUCAGUGUUUAUCAACCCGGAUGAUGUCUCACGACCACACUUCCGCAUCGAUGAUAAGUUCUUCUAAGAACCAGGGAACUCUUCGAUGCAGUCAAUGGAAGCGUGUUGCACGGUAUUGAAGUAAACCUGUCCAUUACACAGAGAUGCUCUGUCCGGUGUGGUGUGGUGGUGGAGAAUGUUCUCUAGGAGAAACUGAAGUGAGGUCAAAGCAACAUCUUAAAGCCUUCUGGGAGUAGAGAACUCUUACUAUUUUUUUUCUGAGGUGUACUUGGACAUGCAAAAGUGCUGUGCACAGCCUAAUGCAUUGUAUAUGAGAAUUACUUCUUUUUGCCAUGUUCAGGCAAGCAGUUGCUGCAGCAUCUGGAAAUACUGUAAACGUCAACUAUGAUAGUGAAUACUGAAGAAGUCUAGAGACUAAUGAAUAAUGAAUCAGUUUCCUUUGUUUCCUAGCUAGUCCUUCAUUUGCUUUCUAUCAUGAUCAAUCUUUGUGUUUCUUUUAUGGAGGAACAAUCUUGUUUUGAAAUGAUAGUAUGUCAAAAAAGGCCAAUUUUUUUUUUUUUUUUUAUAUCUGGCUAAUGGAGAACACUCAAAAUACAACUUUAAGUGCAAUUAAUGAAAAGUACAAUUACAGCAAGAGGCUUUUAUAUAAGCUGUAUGUUUUUUUUUAAUUUUCCAGUCAAAAGAAUACAACUUUAAUAUUUGUCUGCUGUGUAAGAUCCCAAAGCAUUGCUGCUAUCAAAAAUGUAAGAAAUUUCAUUUUUUUAAAAAAUCAUUUCACUUUUUAAAAUUGCUGCCAACAAUUAUGACUAACCAUUGUAAUCAAUCAAAACAUGCAUAUCAUAAAGAAAUUUAUCAUUCAUCCAAAAGCAAGCAACUUGAAGCGGACAUUUGAACUAUGACAGAUCUCCAAGAGAAAUUCUAGUUCGCCAGUAUUGUAUCACUUGUAAGAACGGGAAAAAAAGGAUUGUAUAUGAAUGUUUUUGAUGUUGUGAACAAAAUAUGUCUUUUAAUUUUGCACAAAAUUGACUGGAACCUGCACUGUCUUUCAACCAGCAGCGGCUCAAGACCAUAAAUGUUGGAGGGGUAGAGCAACAUUAAUAACAAUAUAGCCUUAAACAAAUUGAAGUCAAGAGGUUAUCACAUCUGAUUUUCUAUAGGCUACUAUCUAGUGAAUUUUAAGAGUAACUCCAUAAUAGGCAGUUGAGAGUUGACAACAAAGUCAUCCAGCAUGCUGUCUAGCAGCUUGUUUUUAGUGGUUUUACACGUUUGUUUGAUACAGCAUGUGUAUUUCCAGUCAACAGUGUGUGAAUUGCCGAUGGAAGAGCAAACUUUCUCUCCCAACUACAUUUCGAAAAUGCAGAAAAGACCUGAAGCUAGCCUGAAAAAUUCAGGCACUGGAAAAGAGUGACAGGUUUUUUUUUUCUUAUUUUCAGCCUUUGCAUGGGAAACAAUGUCACCAUGAUUACACACACAUUUCUGAUGUAAAUACAUUAUUCUCACCAAAAUCCCUCUUUCACUCUCCCAAUCUUUGCAAUAUAACCAUAGAAAUGGUUCUGUACAUCAUAGAUACACUGUCUGCACUUACAUUUUUCCUUUCUUUUUGGAAAUAAAGACGAUCUUGGCAGUAGGUAGAGUA